Molecule: messenger RNA, 2327 nt
Organism: Mytilus californianus (California mussel)
Lineage: Eukaryota; Metazoa; Mollusca; Bivalvia; Mytilida; Mytilidae
Product: degenerin-like protein unc-105
Exons: 13
Coding region: 131-1633 (500 amino acids)
Biological process (GO): sodium ion transmembrane transport
Cellular component (GO): membrane
Molecular function (GO): ligand-gated sodium channel activity
Source: RefSeq, a predicted model, not a curated record
AGUCUGAGUAAUGUUAACCCCAUUGGUUGUAUUGAGAAGUGUUAGCAAUCGAAGGUAGCAUCGACAACACUAAAUAAAUAACUCGGGAUUUCAAAAAGAAUUUUUCGACCAGAAUAUCUUCUGCUGGACUAUGGAUCUAAACAUGAACGAGAGAAAGAGUGGUCUUCAUGGUAGAAGCAGUACAUCUGUAAAUUCAACAGGAAAUAAGUCUUUCAAACGUCUUUUUGCACGAUUUGCAGAGAAGACUUCCAUGCAAGGUGUAUUCUACAUAUACAGUGCUAAAAAUAGGGGACAAAAGAUCUUCUGGAUAUGUCUUCUCAUCGCUUGUACUGUUGGGAUGGGCUCACACUUGUACUAUCUUAUAAAUCAGUUCACGAAGUACCCUGUGAAUACCAAAAUUGAAUUAGGAUUUAGUAACCUCAAGUUUCCUGCCGUGACAAUUUGUAACGUGAAUCCAAUUCGUAGGAGUAAACUGUAUAUAGCCUCACAAGAACUCCAAGACAUGGUCGAGCAUUUGACACAGGUUGGCUACGGUGAUUACGUUGAUGCCCAUUAUGACAUAUAUGAUAUUGAUUAUGACUUUGGAGAAAUAGUAGACGAUAGAAUUUGGAAAUUAGAAGAGUUUAGAAGGUUAUAUAAAAAAGAAAAAAGGGAAACCAAAAUAGAACUGGGACAUCAAAUAGAAGACAUGCUGAUAUCAUGUACUGUUGGAAAAUUUAAAUGUUUUGCAAGUAACUUCACGGUACUACCGCAUCACAUUUAUGGGAAUUGUUUCACACUUCAAACAGGAGAUAUGAAGAUUACUAAAGCAGGACCAUCAAAUGGACUUUCGUUAAUUCUAUACAUGGACAGAAAUGAAUAUCUCAAACAGAUCAGUGAAGGGUUCGGGGCGCGAGUUCAGGUCCAUGACAUUGGUACCUUCCCAUUUCCAGACGAGGAAGGUAUUUUUGUACCAUCAGCAAGUGAAACACAGAUAGGCUUACGCAUGGUUACCAUUGAAAGACUAGGUGGACUAUACGGAAAUUGUAGUGGAGAUCGUAAUUAUUCAAGAAUAUAUGGAUAUAAGUAUACACGAUAUUUAUGCCAGAUUUUGUGCUCAAAUGAUUGGAUCUUCCAUACAUGUGAUUGUCAUGCACCUGAUGUGAAGGAUGUAUCUCCCUUGGUAAACAAAUUUUGUACAAAUAAAUCAGAAAAGGAAUGUAUGCACAAAGAGCUAAUCAGACAAAAUAAAAAUAAAGGGGAUUGUAAGUGCUGGAAUCCUUGUAGUGAAAACCAAUUUUUGAAAACCAUCAGUCAUCGAAAUUGGCCAUCGGAAGACUAUCUGACUAUUUUGAUAAAUGAAAGUGUAUGCUCUAGAAUUCCACAGAAAUGCAUUGAUGCUACAUUACUAUAUAUGGGGAAAGACCUCUCUACAAAAAGUUUGGACUACGUUAAAGUUGACAUUUUUUAUGAAGAUCUGAAUUACGAGAGGAUAGUAGAAACUCCAGAAAUUGAGAAUGCACAGUUCAUGUCAGAUUUUGGUGGUGCUGUAGGCCUAUGGAUUGGAUUCUCUGUCUUAAGUUUUUUCGAACUAGUACAGCUAAUUACAGAGUGUGUUAGGAUUGCAUGUUGUCCAAAUUGUUGUAGAAAUUAACAAAGGAGGAAAAGCGGGAGGCAAAGAAGAUACAAAUCGAGUAAAGCAAGUCAUAAUAUAUAAUCCUUAACUGAUAUGGAUAAUCCAAAAUGUAUCUUUUCUUCAAUAGAAUCGGGAUUGUAUCUACCGUUUAGUAAACGUUAUCAGGACCCGUGUGGGAGGAAAUACGAACAAAUAUAAUAACGUGCACAAUAGAGUAUGAACUUCUAAAAAAUCUAGAGAUAUUUUGAAAUGAGUCGUGAAAACAUAAGACAAUCAUCCAAGUGUAUUUCUCCAUUUGUCCGUCUCUUAUAUUUUUGUUUGUUUUGAUUAUGAUCCCGCUAUGCUGUCUGCUGGGCAUUUUGUAUUGCCCAUGUCUGUCAUUUCGUCAUUUUGUCAUCCAAACAUCUAACUGUUGUCGGACUUUUUUUGUUAAAUUACAUGCAGACAAUGAGCUGACAUUUUGUUUAUUAGUACAUGUAUAUAAUGUUGAGAAACAAAUUAUUAUUUUGUAACUAUGUAUAUGUCUUACAAUAUGUUCCAUAUUUAUUUACUCAUUUCAAGUAACUAUAUAAAAUGAUAAAUAUGUUUCAUGAACAGCUCUUUUUGUAUUGAUUGGAAAGAGAGAUCAUUAUAAUUGUGAAUUGAAUUGUAUGAUAAUUUACAACUUGUAAAUAACUAAAUGAAUUUGAGCAAUAUAACAAGUGUUCACAUA